AUGAACGGCUCUUUCUCCGAUAAUCAGACAAAGCAAAAAGCAUAUGAUCGCUACUACAAAACGAUGUCAAAAAGCGAUUUCGUUCAAGGUAAGAAGCUGAAGGCGUUGAUUCAACGCGAAACAUUAGACGAUGCAAGCACCGACUCACUUGCGAAUUUGUUUCAGCAAGUAAUGGGGAAGAGUCGCGAGUAUGAGUAUGAUCAAAUCACAAAAAAGCUGCUGAAAGGUCCUAAAGGUCCUCCUGAAAUUAUCAAAGGUGAAGCAAGUGAUACUCCCAAAUCUAGUAAGAAGAAGCAUACAUACGUCCCACAAUCAACCGAUACAGAUGCUAAUAUGGAAAAGCCCACUGCACCUGAAGAAUCAUUCGAGGACUUCUUUAGUGGAGUAAAUGAUGUUGCGCAAAAGGUAGUCAAUACUCGAGCAUACAUUAAAGGAAAAAAAAAUCAUUAA
Phytophthora nicotianae INRA-310 is the source of this 450-nucleotide messenger RNA. RefSeq lists its product as hypothetical. The record is from RefSeq and is a predicted model, not a curated record. Lineage: Eukaryota; Oomycota; Peronosporomycetes; Peronosporales; Peronosporaceae. Bases 1 to 450 code for a protein of 149 amino acids. The transcript has a single exon.